GAGGCAACGACGUAAUUAGGAGGUACCUGAAAGGCUGCGAGGUAUCUCUCUGGCUCCGACAGCAUAUUCAAGCUUCAACACUACACAACACCAAACCAAACUCUCUGCCGGCAAACCACACACCAACCAACGCUCACCAGCAUUCCAUCUCUUCCACAAGAUCCGCGCCGACCGACGACGAAGCCCGAACGCUUUGCGCACCAGCACUCCAACACUCAAGCCUCAUCGUCACGCAGCGAGUGAGAUCCCUGCAUACUACAACAACCUUGCUGGUAGCCCCCUCGUCUUGCCCACCAUGUUGCUGCGGCUACGCGGGCCCGACGGCAUGUUGCGCCUCGAGGUCGACAAAAAGGACAAUUUCUCCAAGCUCUGCGAACAGCUGCUCCCCAAGCUCCCCUCCACCAUCGACCCCUCCACCAUCACCUUCUCCAAUGCGCCCGGCUCACAGGGUGACAAGAAGUUCCUCAAAGACAUUGCGCAGUACCCCGUGGGAGCCAUAGGUCUUAGCCACGGCGACCUCAUCUUUAUAGACUACAAGCAUCAGGGCUCAGAUGUCGCCAACGGCCCCGACGAUGGCGCCGCCCAGAUUGCGUCUUCGACAAACCGCCUGAACGGCAAGCCCGUCCUCCCAACAGAGGACCACCCCAUAGACCCCCUACCCGCACCCGCCUCGCCAACCGCUGAGCGCAUCAAGAACCCCUGGGAGACUGUUCGGCAGUCCGCAUUAGACGACAGGCUCGACAAGAAGGACGGCAAGAUUCCGCGCAAGCGUGACGGCAAAAUGUGUCGCCAUGGGCCCAAGGGCAUGUGCGACUACUGCCAGCCCCUCGACCCUUUUAACGCCAGCUACAUGGCCGACAAGAAAAUCAAGUACCUGUCGAUGCACUCGCACCUGCGCAAGAUCAACGCGGCCACCAACAAGCCCGAGCUAGGAAGCUCCUUCAUCCCACCCCUCGCCGAGCCCUACUACCGCGUCAAGCGCGACUGUCCAUCAGGCCACCCGCAGUGGCCCGAGGGCAUCUGCACUAAGUGCCAGCCCAGCGCCAUCAUCCUGCAACCCCAGACCUUCCGCAUGGUCGACCAUGUCGAGUUCGCCUCGCCGCCCAUCGUGGAUACCUUUAUCAACGCAUGGCGUGUGUCGGGUGGCCAGCGCUUCGGAAUUCUCUACGGCAAGUAUACAGAGUACGACGUGGUACCCCUAGGUAUAAAGGCGGUUGUAGAGGCCAUCUACGAGCCACCCCAGGUCUGCGAGACGGACGGUGUCUCGUUGAACCCCUGGGACAAUGAGAAGGACGUCCACGAGGUGGCACGAUUUUGCGGCCUGGAGCCCGUCGGCGCCGUCUGGACCGACCUUGUCGAUGCGGGCGCUGGUGACGGCUCCGUCAUCUGCAAGCGGCACGCCGACUCUUACUACCUCUCGUCGCUUGAGGUCUGCUUCGCCGCGCGCAUGCAAGCGCAACACCCCAAGUCGAGCAAAUGGAGCGACACGGGCCGCUUCGGCUCCAACUUCAUCACCUGCGUCAUAUCUGGUAACGAGCAGGGCGAGAUCUCCAUCUCAGCUUACCAGGUGUCCAACGACGCGGUCGAGAUGGUGCGGGCCGACAUUGUCGAACCGUCGGCCGAUCCGAACGUCAUGCUGGUGCGGGAAGAGGAGGAGGACGACGGAUCCCAGAGCAGGACCCGGUACAUACCCGAGGUCUUCUACCGCAGGAUAAACGAGUACGGCGCCAACGUGCAAGAGAACGCAAAGCCCUCGUUCCCGGUCGAGUACCUAUACGUCACCCUUACCCAUGGCUUCCCGGACGCGGCCAAGCCCAUCUUCACUGAUUCGGGCUUCCCCAUCGAGAAUCGCGAGUACAUGGGCGAGAGUCAGGAGCACUCAUCGGCAUCCAAAGCCCUCAAGGUCCACCAAAAAGCCGAUACAGGAGGCCUCCAGGUCUCCGACUUCCACCUUCUCUGCUUCCUGCACCAGAUGGGAGUCUUGUCUAAGGAUGAAGAGAACCUGCUCUGCCGUGUGGCCACGCAGCGCGACCUGGCCGAUGCAUUCCAAUUGCGCAGCACAACCGGCUGGCAGACGCUGCUGGCUAUUCUGCAAUCGACUGGCUAAACGCAAAUGGCGAUCGGGACCGCCCCGACGCGCACGGCGUCUAGCACAGUUCAGACCGCACGCCCCCAUGCCGGUGCGCUUACGCGCUUGCCUGCUAAGAGUAAGGAGGAGGUAUCGAUUCCGGGGUUGAUCAGGGGCUGUGUGAAAUAAUCUCUAGAGCGGUACAAUAAACGGCGGCGCGAGUUCUGAGCAGGCGUUUUGGCUGCCUUUUGGCUUGGUGGCGAUGAGGCGUGGGGAUCCGGCAUACGACCCGGCAAAAAGGAAGGAAACCACGAAAGUUUAGGAGUAAAGGACCAUCGCUUCCUUGCCCCCUUGUACCACGCCAUCUCACAAGUUCAGUAUCUCUGAAUACUAACGGGCUCCAACGGAGGAGGUAAAAACCCCCAGAUCAACGCCUUUUCUGCUCGGUCGUCAUCUUCCAUAAUCUUCGACUUUAGGUUGAGCGCAAUGAAAUGGCCAAUAUCCAACAGCAAAAGUAGUCCUCAAUCAAUGCAUUCUAGAGUUUAGCU
This is a messenger RNA of Gaeumannomyces tritici R3-111a-1, 2616 nucleotides long. RefSeq lists its product as hypothetical. Gene Ontology annotation, molecular function: ubiquitin binding; ubiquitin protein ligase binding. The coding region runs from base 296 to 2107 and encodes 603 amino acids. The record is from RefSeq and is a predicted model, not a curated record. NCBI's taxonomy places the organism in Eukaryota, Fungi, Ascomycota, Sordariomycetes, Magnaporthales, Magnaporthaceae. The transcript is spliced from 5 exons. Gene Ontology annotation, cellular component: nucleus. Gene Ontology annotation, biological process: ubiquitin-dependent protein catabolic process.